AUGAAGGAAUUCGAUGCUAGAUUCAAAGACUUUUCUGAAAUAGGAAAACUAUCACAAUUCUUAAAAACUCCUUACGACGUUCUCCCAGACGGAGAAUGGACUGAUGUAGCUGAAAAAUUAUUUAAUCUUUCAAUGUCAAAAUUUCAAAUGGAAAUAAUAGACCUACAUGAAGAUGUUUCCUUGAAGCAGUGCAGAAGUGCGUCAACUGAAGAACUCUGGGCUAAGGAUGCCAUUGACAAUUAUUCAAACUUAAAGCAACUGGCAAUCAACUUGGCUACGAUGUUUGGUUCGACAUACAUUUGUGAGGCAUCAUUUUCAAAAAUUAAUUUUUUGAAAAACAAAUAUCGGACAAAAUUAACAGACUCUCACCUUGAGGACACAUUGAGCAUACGCUGUUCUCCACGAGUUCCCGAUUUCAAAAAGCUGGCUAAGGAAAAGAAAUGCAAUUUUUGGCAUUAA
Molecule: messenger RNA, 459 nt
Organism: Acyrthosiphon pisum (pea aphid)
Lineage: Eukaryota; Metazoa; Arthropoda; Insecta; Hemiptera; Aphididae
Product: EPM2A-interacting protein 1-like
Exons: 1
Coding region: 1-459 (152 amino acids)
Molecular function (GO): protein dimerization activity
Source: RefSeq, a predicted model, not a curated record